Messenger RNA from Dromaius novaehollandiae (emu), 1741 nucleotides. RefSeq names its product cytosolic carboxypeptidase 6-like. Gene Ontology annotation, biological process: protein side chain deglutamylation. The transcript is spliced from 4 exons. The coding region runs from base 6 to 308 and encodes 100 amino acids. Lineage: Eukaryota; Metazoa; Chordata; Aves; Casuariiformes; Dromaiidae. The record is from RefSeq and is a predicted model, not a curated record.
GAGAGAUGACAACAAACAUGGCGGAGAGGAGCCAGACGGCAGAGACGGGCAGUGACAUAGGAUGUGGUGAUACUAUAGCAGGGAAUGUGAGCAAGUACACUGUUCUCCCAGCUGGUUACUGUGGACAGCCUAAAAAAGGACAUCUUACAUUUGACGCCUGUUUUGAAAGUGGUAACCUUGGACGCGUGGACCAUGUCACAGAGUUUGAGUAUGACCUGUUCAUUAGACCAGAUACCUGUAACCCACGCUUUCGAGUUUGGUUCAACUUCACUGUUGAAAAUGUAAAAGAGUCCCAGUUUAGACCUUAAAAUGAUGACGGGCUUUUUCCUGUGUCCUUUGAGAAGCGAUGUCACAGAAAGGAGCAAGACUUCUGAUAACUUUUCUCUGGUGGCUAAAAUUAUGCUUACACCUGUUCAGGGAUUUAUACUUGGGAAAGGUUUAAAGACUCCUCCAUGAUGAGUUACUCGCUUUUUCUACUAGAAGAAAUGACUCAGAAUUCGCCUGUGGGUGGCUAUUGCAACAGUGGAGCAGGAAGACUGAGAAAUUAAUAAAGUAAAUAAGAACAACAGUAAAUAUAGACCAAAACAUCCUCAUUUACUGUAGGAAAUAAGAGAGGAACAGUAUUAAGGCACACAGAUGAAACAAACCAGCACUUAUCCACGGUGAAAUCUAUAAAAUGUCUUCGAUUGCUCAAGGGAUCUUUAGAUAUAGCAUUAUUUUCUCUAUCUUAUGGAUGACUUGACCACCUCCGCUAUGAAUUUUUCAUGAUUUUCCUGACCCAGCAGCUCUUGCCUGUGGAGAGAGUAAUACCGUAUUGAUUUGGGUGUUAGGUUUCUGCCUUUUUUGCCACAACAGGAUUUUUGUAGCCUAGAAACCUCAAUCCCUGAUUACUCAUUAGAGACUUGAACAACUUUUCUUAGAUCUGGAAUGUAAAAGAAGAAUCACUUGGUUACUUUUGUCAUACGUAGCCUUUGUAGUGGAAUUUCAGCUCAUCUCAAUAAUGAGCGUCAUAGUUAUUAAACUUUCCUAAUUGAAUGGGCACUGCGAGGCCUUCAGAUGGUAAAGAUACAGUUGUCUGUUUAACAAUUAGUGUGUUUGCCGCAGAGUUGUGUUGGUGAAUGUGCUUAUUUAGGAGCAAACCACAGAACAGCAGAAUAACUAGGGGCCUGUCCUCCUGCUUUCAUCCUGGCAUUGAUGUCUUAGUGACUUAUUUGCUGUGCCUCUCAGGCAUAUUAGAAAAUUGAAAAGAGGCCAUGAUGUUGCUAUUUCUCAUUUAAACUGCUUUUUUUUUUUUUAAAUAAAAAAUCCGUAUCUUACAUCCUCUGAAAACUUAUUCUCAGCAUUGCCAUGGAAACAAGAUUUUUUAAAAGGGACUUAACUGAAAUUUAGAAGCAGUUUUUAUUUCUUUGUGAUUCAUACUUCAUAAAAAUGCAAAUGUCACACUAAUACAUGUUUUACCUUAAUAUUUUAUACUACCAUUUAGUCUUAAUUGGUCUAAUGUUUUUCUUAAUUAAAUUUUGAGCUUCUUUGAAUGACUUUAAAAUUGUACCGCGGACCUAUCAAGCUUUAAAUUUUGACUGUGUGACACACAAUUUAAGAUACUGUCAUAGAGGAAAAUCAAUCAUUUCAACUUGUAAUCACAAGCACAACAAAAGAUUUAAAAGAUUUAAAAAGCUUUUUGUCCUGACUGGAAAUUUCUUGGCCUUUAUAAUCUUCAUUUACAGUGAAGUAUCACAGCAAA